UCAAGUCUGACAAUUCAUGUUGAAUAUAAUAUUUUUUUCAUUGUUUAUGAAGGAGGCAAGAUUUCAUUUCGGCAAUCGUAGAAGCAACAUUCAACCACUUAGUAUCAAGCAUCUAAAUUUGGAAAUACCAUUCUCGUGGCUACUAAGAUAUGAAUCUUUGAUUGAUGAAUUAUUUAUGUAUUUUCAUCCAAAGACCUUGCUAGUGAGAGUGGAUUCAGAUGCCUCGAAGAAUAACUUUAUACAGAUUUUAAGAUUCUUGCCUCAACUACAAGACAAGGCACUCAUCAAAUUAGCUUUGGGUUUCAAUGGUUUGAAUGAAUCAGCAUAGCAACUACGCAAGAGUACUUCUAUCUGUCUACUCCAAUACAUAUCAUAUCAUAUCUGAGUAGAACAGGUUGUAAACUGCAUCUAGAGGGGUUUUUUGUACUGUUCUUUAUUUAUUAAAUACAUUACUAUUACGACGUGAUAGGAAAUGAACUUACUGUUUUUCUAUUUAUUCCUUGGAUAGUAUAAUCUAUUAGAUAUCUGAAUUUAGUGACUUCUUA
Molecule: messenger RNA, 545 nt
Organism: Nicotiana tabacum (common tobacco)
Lineage: Eukaryota; Viridiplantae; Streptophyta; Magnoliopsida; Solanales; Solanaceae
Source: RefSeq, a predicted model, not a curated record